This is a messenger RNA of Octopus sinensis (East Asian common octopus), 1213 nucleotides long. RefSeq names its product putative glutathione-specific gamma-glutamylcyclotransferase 2. Gene Ontology annotation, molecular function: gamma-glutamylcyclotransferase activity; glutathione specific gamma-glutamylcyclotransferase activity. The transcript is spliced from 3 exons. NCBI's taxonomy places the organism in Eukaryota, Metazoa, Mollusca, Cephalopoda, Octopoda, Octopodidae. Gene Ontology annotation, biological process: glutathione catabolic process. Bases 324 to 983 code for a protein of 219 amino acids. Gene Ontology annotation, cellular component: cytoplasm. The record is from RefSeq and is a predicted model, not a curated record.
UGAUGCUACAGUUGUUUGUAAAAUACUCCACUCGAAGAGAGACGAAAUAUUUAGCAAGUCUGCGGAAACUUUGUUUAGUGCGGAUCAAACGAUUAACUUGAUUUACAAGAAAAUUUUCUAUCGUUAAACGAUAUAUAACUAAUAUUCUAAGCGAACUGUUUUUCGAUCUAUAUAUUUAUAUGUAUAAAUAUAUCUAUCUACAUAUAUAUAUAUAUAUAUAUAUAGAUAGAUAGAUAGAUAGCUAUUAUUAACUUAUAUUGUAAACAAAACAGCUGAGUUUUACGGAGGUUAUCGUAAUCUUUCGUGAAACGAAUCUACCAGCGAUGAUAAUUGAAAAGACAGAUUCAUUAUGGGUGUUUGGGUAUGGUUCCCUAACGUGGAAACCAAACAUCUGUUACAGAAAGAAGUUAAUUGGCUACAUAAAAGGGUUCAAGCGCACAUUUUGGCAGGGCAACAUGUACCAGCGCGGCACAAAAGAAAAGCCUGGACGUGUUGCUACUUUGGUGGAAAGUAAAAAUAAACAAGUUUGGGGUGUUGCGUUUGAAGUCUGCGGAAAAGAGAACAUCCAAGAUGCCUUAUCUCAUCUAGAAACUCGAGAAACUAAAUUAGGCGGCUACCGUUGUAUUGAAACCCAGUUCCAUCCACGAGACACGUUUGACAACCAGACAAUAAAUGUUAUUUGCUACACAGCAACGUCGAACAAUUCUCAGUAUUUAGGUCCCUGUGAUACAGAUCAGAUGGCUGAACAAAUUAUUUGGGCGAGUGGUACAUGCGGAACGAAUUCCGAAUAUGUAUUGAAGCUUGCUCAAUUUAUCCGAGAUUACAUUCCUGAAGAUGAAGAUGAACAUCUAUUCGAUCUCGAAGGGAAAAUUUUAGAGAAACAAAAUAAGUCGUGGAAUCGGAAAUCGUCAGUAUUUAGCCAGAACAUAUUUGAUGAAAGAACUUUAAACAGCAGUAUUAGAAGCAUGAAAUUGAUAUCGUAAAAUAUUUGUAUAUUUUGCAUCUGGUCUAUAUCUAUUUAUUAACAGUCACAGUCAUUGACUGUAUAUAUUGUCUUGUCCAUAUCAGUUCAUUUUCACAUGCAAACAUGAGUCUGAUAAUCUUCAUUCCCUCCAUUUAAACGAACAUAUAACGUCACAAAGGUGCAGAAUUCUUUUAACACAAAACAUUAUGACGAUUGUAAUUAUAAUGAUUACACGAUCAUUUUUAUUAA